GUAAAACUAAAAUAUUUAGCAAGAAACUAAAUACAUUGUCCUAUUUAAAGUUCAAAAGUUUACUUUAAAACAUUAUUCCCAAUGUAGUAUCUAACGCAAGACGACAGGGGACAGACGACAGACGAACAAAAACUGUCUAUUAAAUCCAGCUUUACAAAAUCGGAUUUAAGGAACACGGUUAAAUAGAAUUAAGAAAAGAAUCUCAUGAAGGUUUUCCAGAUUUUGUGGUAACUAGGCAAUAAAAUUUGAAAUGUUUCGAGCUGAAGACAGUUCUAAUAAUCUUUUGGAUGAAGCCACCCACCCUACAGUAAAUGGACCAGACUGGGAUAGAAUUCUACAAUUAUGUGAUUUAGUUGUGGAAAAUGAUGUUAAUCCGAAAUAUGCGAUGAAGGCUAUAGAGGCAAACCUUCUUUUACGAAAUGAAUAUACCAAUUUGCAGACUCUUUGCAUCCUGGACUCUAUGGUUAAAAAUUGUGGAGAAACAUUUCACGCAGAAUUAGCUAAUUCAAUCUACGCCAUUUUGUACAAGCUUAGCAACACUACAACUCCCGAAAGCGUUUUUCAAAGAAUUUUCACACUGAUAAAAACCUGGAGUACCACUUUCGUGGACAAUCCUAAAUAUGUCGUCUUCAGAGAUCUCGCCUGUUUGCUGGAAUCCGAUGAUUUCGAUGUACCGGGAAGUAAUUUCGAUAAUUCUGCAGCAGAGACAUUUGCUUUAACGAGCGCCUGCACAUUGUGUGAAAAUUAUGUCUGCGAAACCUGUAGCCAGCGUCAUACUUCAACUGACAAUUAUGUUACACUUGAUCCACCUUCAGAAGAGAUUGUAUUACCUCCAGAAUUAGAACGACACUUUGACUCCACGGAUGAGUUGUCUGAAGCAUUAGAAGUACAGUUGGCAAUGGCUAUCAGUGCAUCAGAGAUCGACAGUAGACGAGGAAUAGCCCAAAUGCCCAGAAAUACAACUGCCCGUCCACUGCCGGACUCGUACAAUGAACCUCUAAGUUUGGACCAAGCUUCUGGAAAAACGUUUCCAGCAGAUCCCAGAAGUGGACCACGGCAAAACCCUCCUCCGAAAUCUGCAACCAAAGUUUGUGUUAUUUGUCUAGAAAACGAAGCUCAAAACGCAUUUAUUCCAUGUGGUCACAAAGUGAUCUGCAAAAAUUGCACAUCUAGUGUCAAGUCUAGGAAUCCCAAAAAAUGCGUACUUUGCAGAAAACCUUGGAAAAAAAUACUCACAAUAUAUGAAUAAUGUAAUAACUUACUUUAUUGUGUUUAUUGUUAAUUAGUAAUAAUAUUAAUACGUACUCGUAUAAACAAAUGUAACACAAGAUAUUAAAACGCGUAGUCAUUUUUUGUUGUACUAACUGUCGAAAUUAUAAUUGUAGUUUUUGUUUAAUUUAUUUAUUUCUCGUUAUUGAGUGUAUGAUGAGGCCACAAUUUUACGAGUAAAACAUAUUACUUGACAUUUGCUAUAAUUUAAUUUCACUAAGUUAUCCUUACACCACAAUGAGAGAGAAUCUAAG
Messenger RNA from Zophobas morio, 1523 nucleotides. RefSeq names its product hepatocyte growth factor-regulated tyrosine kinase substrate-like. Gene Ontology annotation, molecular function: ubiquitin binding; phosphatidylinositol binding. The record is from RefSeq and is a predicted model, not a curated record. Bases 251 to 1249 code for a protein of 332 amino acids. Gene Ontology annotation, cellular component: early endosome. The transcript has 7 exons. Gene Ontology annotation, biological process: receptor internalization; endocytic recycling. NCBI's taxonomy places the organism in Eukaryota, Metazoa, Arthropoda, Insecta, Coleoptera, Tenebrionidae.